AUGGGCAAGACGCUGAUCGUCGGGGGUGGCUUGACGGGCGCUGCUCUGGCACGACUGAUGCAAGAGGCCAAAAUUACGGCAGGAUAUGCAUCAGAAAUCAUAGUUUGGGAACGCAAUAGUCUUUUAGGUGGGCGCGUUAUGUCCAGGUCGUUCCCAAAGCAACGUGAGAUUCAUGUGGACAUGGGAGCACAAUAUUGGACGCCAAAAUCUGCACAUAAUGAAAAAUGUCGCCAAAAGUUGAUGCAGAGCGGCUACUUAGUGCCAUUUGCCGAGAGUGCAAUUGCACAGGAUCCAUACAAAGGAUCUGCCAAGAUGCAUUGGGUUUGUCCCGAUGGUAAGGGAUUUCGAGCUGUAGUAGAACAUUUAUUGGAAGCUAUCGACACAUCUUUUCAAUUGCUGGAUGAUAAACAUAUCCAAGUAACUACAAGUGAUGGGGAGCAGGAGAUUGUCAAUGCACUGGUUCUUACGUGCCCUAUUCCGAAUGUUUUGCCAAUUUUGGACAAAAGUUGCUCGCUUUGCAUCGCACCAGCGAUUCGACGUGCUCUUGAGGAUGUGAAAUUUUCGCAACGCUUUGCUGCGGCUUAUGUAUUUGAACAAAAGGCGAAUUCAUUCGUGCAAAAUCUGGGAUGGACGGCCAAGUAUGUUCUUCGAGACGAAAGCGACACCAUUCGAUUCAUGUGUUGGGACCACCUCAAAAAGCAGACAAGCAAGUCAAUGUUUCCUGUACUUCUCGUGCAUACAUCAGUGACUUUUGGGUCCACAUAUAUGGAUGAUACUCGCAACAACGAUGAGAUCCUUGCCAUGAUCACUGAAGCGUUGCGGAACAUUAUGCCAUCGCUUCCGACCGAGCAACAUGCGCGUCUGCAUCGUUGGCGAAUCUCUCAAGUCUCGAUGCCGUAUAAAGAUCCAAACGAAAUCGAAGCAAACAGUCCUUCAUCGUACCUUUUGCUUAACAGAAACCCACCAAUUAUCGUGGCUGGCGACAGCUUUCUUGGCUCUUAUUUCGAUAGCUGCCUCACCUCAGCCAAAGAUGUUGCCGACUUGCUACUACGUAGUAGCACAACAACGUAG
Plasmopara halstedii is the source of this 1071-nucleotide messenger RNA. RefSeq lists its product as uncharacterized. The record is from RefSeq and is a predicted model, not a curated record. The transcript has 5 exons. Bases 1 to 1071 code for a protein of 356 amino acids. Lineage: Eukaryota; Oomycota; Peronosporomycetes; Peronosporales; Peronosporaceae. Gene Ontology annotation, molecular function: oxidoreductase activity, acting on NAD(P)H. Gene Ontology annotation, cellular component: extracellular region.